AUGGAUAGAUUAUCACCCGAAUACAGAGCAGGAGUUAACGAUUUUAUCAAAGUUGCUACUCAAGAUGCACGGAGAAGGAAACUAAAGAAAAUCUUUUGUCCAUGUGAAUUAUGUGUUAACCAUUGUCGUAAAAUUGAAAGCGAAGUAAGAUAUGAUUUGUUCCGCUAUGGUAUUGACCAGAGCUAUACUUUUUGGACUAAACAUGGAGAGAAUCUUCAUGCUCCUCAUGCUAGUAGUUGUACUAUUAAUUUUGAAACUCAUACUUCUACAGAACAUGAGUUUGAAGAGGGGACAUUGGGUGAUAUUCCAGACAGUACUAUAGAUGAUGCUCCGGAUUAUGUUGCAGAGGCAACAAAGAUGGUCGACGCGAUACUAGAGGACUUUCCAGGUGAUCGUAGAAAGUUUGAGAAGUCAAUAGAGGAUGCUAAGAAGCCUUUAUUUCCAGGAGACUCGAAACUUACCAAGCUGUCGGCAAUAAUCAAGCUGUACAACUUGAAUGCGAAGCAUGGAGUAUCAGACAAGUUUUUUGGUGAGAUUUUAGAUUUGUUGAAGAACGAGAUGCUUCCUGAUGGUAAUGAAAUUCCUUCUUCUACAUAUGAAGCUAAGAAAUCCAUUAAUACGUUAGGGUUGAACUAUGUGAAGAUACAUGUAUGUCCUAAUGAUUGCAUACUAUAUAGGAAAGAUCAUGAAAAGAAAGAAGUAUGCCCAACAUGUGGGGAAUCAAGAUGGAAAAAGGAUAAGAUAACAUUGAAGGAGUGCAAGGGGGUGCCUGUAAAGGUUUUGUGGUAUUUCCCGAUCAUUCCACGACUGAAACGUUUAUUUUUGGUGAAGUACAUAGCAAGAAAAUUGAUACGGCAUGAUCGUGAUAGAAACAAAGAUGGGUUGCUGCGUCAUCCAGCAGAUGCUGAAGCAUGGAAGGCGAUUGAUGAAAGAUACCCUGAUUUUGCUGAGGAUCGUAGAAAUAUUCGCUUAGGAGUGUCAGCUGAUGGAGUGAAUCUAUUUCGUGGUAAGAAGAAAAGUUAUAGUUGCUGGCCUAUCCUAACAGUGGUUUACAACCUUCCCCCAUCGUUAUGCAUGAAGAGAAAAUUCGUGAUGCUUACAAUGUUAAUUCAAGGACCAAAAGAACCAGGCAAUGACAUCGACGUUUUUUUAGCUCCGUUUAUUGAUGAUCUGAAAUUAUUGUUUGAUGAAGGGGUCGAAACGUAUGAUGCCUACAAACAAGAAAGGUUCACAUUAAGGGCUGUAGUUUUGUGGACAAUAAGUGACUAUCCUGCACUCGGCAAUUUGAGUGGUUGUACUGUUGGUGGAUAUGAUGCUUGUGCAACAUGUGGUGUGAAUACACACUCCACAUGGCUUAAGUACUCUAAAAAAGUUUCAUACACUGGUCAUAGAAAAUGGUUACCGUCUGGCCAUCAUUACAGAUAUCAAAUGAAGCCAUUUGAUGGCAAUCAAGAAUUCGGUGUGGCUCCUGAACCAGUGAGUGGGUUACAAAGGUUUGAAGAGGAGAAGUCAAUUGAAAAUGCAUGGGGAAAGAAAGGUAAUGGCGGUAGAACAUUGGGAAAAUCAACAAGGUCGGAGUUUGAGGACGAGGAUUCAUCUAAUCUGAAGAAAUUGUCAAUUUGGGCAAAAGAGCUUGAAUACUUCAAAUACAAUCUUGUCCAACAUAAUUUUGAUCUGAUGCAUAUAGAGAAGAAUGUGUGCGAGAGUUUAGUAGGGACAUUUCUUAAUGAUCCUUUAAAAACGAAAGAUGGUUAUAAAGAUCGCAUGGAUUUGAAUGAUUUGAAGAUAAGGCCUGAGUUAGAACCUGUUGUUGCAGGAAAAAGGAUGUAUCUUCCUCCUGCCUGCUACACAUUGACGAAAGAAGAGAAGGUGAAGUUUUGA
Molecule: messenger RNA, 1881 nt
Organism: Papaver somniferum (opium poppy)
Lineage: Eukaryota; Viridiplantae; Streptophyta; Magnoliopsida; Ranunculales; Papaveraceae
Exons: 1
Coding region: 1-1881 (626 amino acids)
Source: RefSeq, a predicted model, not a curated record